This is a messenger RNA of Pseudomyrmex gracilis, 1404 nucleotides long. RefSeq names its product F-box only protein 32. The record is from RefSeq and is a predicted model, not a curated record. The transcript is spliced from 7 exons. Gene Ontology annotation, biological process: protein ubiquitination. Gene Ontology annotation, cellular component: nucleus; SCF ubiquitin ligase complex; cytoplasm. Bases 155 to 1186 code for a protein of 343 amino acids. NCBI's taxonomy places the organism in Eukaryota, Metazoa, Arthropoda, Insecta, Hymenoptera, Formicidae. Gene Ontology annotation, molecular function: protein binding.
ACGGCGAGGUGCGCUUCGCCCUGUUCUCGGUGUCGCGAGCGAUUCGUCGUAUCCCGUCGUCGUCGUUGCCGUCGCUGACGUUGGGUCCCUACGUCGUUUGUCGCGCGCGUUGUCCCCGCCUCGUGUCUCACACGAGCCGCCUCUCGUCCUCAGGAUGCCGUUCAUAUCCAAGGACUGGCGCAGCCCAGGCGAGGAAUGGGUGAAGACAGUCGAGGGUUGGGAGAAGAAGAAGAUCCUUGAAUGCGCCAACAACAAAACUCUCUCGCUACUCCUGCGCGGCGAGAAAGACGCCGGCGAUAAAAAGGAGAAGGACAAAAAGAAAGAGAACGCCGUCCAACCGCAUUGUCAUAUCACGCUGAAGUGUACACGCGAGAUAGCUGGUUUUAAUGGCCUGAGCGACGCUCUCAAGAGGUUGGAUUUCCUGUCGGCGGUGCACGACUGCCGGCGAUUCAACUACAUCGUCCGUCUACUGGACCUACUGGUCAGUCACAGAAUGGGCGGCCUCAGCGGAUGCGCUCAGAGAGUGCUCUUUAACAUGCUCGAGGAAGUUGCUCUGGAAGUGUCACUGUCGCAACAACAGACCGGAAAACUACGACGCCUCAUAGAGCGAGUUCGAGCCUUCAGCGCCGGUUGUUGCUGGGGCGGCAGGCCCUUGGGUUCCGUCAUUCUGUGGGAGAAGCACAAAGCGGCUCUGGAAAGAAUUUUGCAGAUUGCCUCGUCCAUUACUAUUACUCAACCGGAUGAAGAACAGCAGCCUCAAUGGUCGGAUCUGCCGCCUGAAUGCCGUCGAGAAGUUCUUCUGCGUUUAAGCGAUCCACGAGACAUCGAAGCCUCGUCCGAGGCAUGCGAGCAUCUCGCUGCUCUGGCGCAAGAACAGAGAAUAUGGCGCGAGCUCGCUCAGUAUCAUUUCACGCCACAGCAGAUCGCUACCACGAGACAGAACAAUCCUGGAAAAGACUGGAAAACUAUAUUCACUAUCGCGCGAAGAUCGUUCGGAUUACGAGAGGAAUACGCCGAAAUGAUACAGCUUUGCCGUAAUUGCCGUUGCUUGUUCUGGCGGUCGCUCGGACAUCCGUGUAUCGCGGAUCAAGAUCCGGCGUUUCAAGAGAAACUGGCGGACGUCGAUCAGUCGUCUCUCCACGUGCCGAUCCCUCCACAGACCUUCCUGAAGUUCUUCUCGCUGUGAAAGCUCUCGCGCGAAGCAACUAUCAUAUAAGCGCGGAAAAAAAUGCGUGACAAAUGUGUGUGCAAUAAAAAGCAGUCACUCAAUUAUGAGAUUUACAGGAAAAAGUGGGUCAAAUCCGGAGAUGAAUUCAUUUCAUAAAGUGUGGAUUUGAAAUUUUAAUUUAUUGUCGCAAAUUUUAUAUAUGGCUUUUUGUAGACCUUUUGUUAAAAAAAAACAUG